CCGCCGGUGCGAGCAGGUUUCCUACGGCGGCUCUGCCUCGGCUGGGGCGAACAAGUGGCCCCUGUAAUUAGAAGGCUGCCCUCCUCCCGUUUCCCCCCCGCCACCGCCUCGCCCUACCCGGGCCCGCCUGCCUUUCCUUUGCCUCGCGUUUGGAGCUUGGCUUUGGGCGGCGGUGCUGCCGGCGGCUUUUCGGAGGCAAUCUCCUCCGGUCCCCGACGACUUCGGCUCGGCCGAGCCGGCGGCAGCGGCGGUCGAAGCGUUGGCUUCUGCGUUGUGUGUGUGUGUGUGUAUGUGUGAGCGUGGGAGAGGGAGCGCGUCGACCAUUGUGCUGCGGCUACUUGCGUGCGCGCUCGGCCGCCGCCUGGGGAACUGAGUGCUCGCGGCGCGACGCGCGGUGUCAAGUGCGCGUUCGCGUGUCUCCUGCUUCGAGACGACGACGUCGUCGACAGUCUUCGACGGCGGCAUGUGGCCGGUGUCUCUAUCGCGGCGUCUUUCGGACAACUCGGUCGGGAUGUCAAAGGGCCAGGAUGCUUCGAACAAGGCGACGGCGUCGACGACAACGGCGGCGUUGCACGUGAGGCAGCGACAACGACGCGCCUUUCACGUCCCUUGAUUUACGAGAGACAACGAAGAGUGGGGAACCCCGGAGGAAAGCGAAGCAGUCCAGGUGUGGGGUGCCGUCUCGGUGUAUCAACGGCCGCAUCCGCUGUUUCCCAGUGUUUGUGCGGUCGUAUCGGAUUACCGCGUCCAGCGGGACGUACGUUUCGUCAGUGUGCCCAGUUCACGUGCUACCGUUUCGGAGUUUGACCGUGACAGCACUGUUGCUCACUCCGUCUCUCCCUUUGUUGCAUUUUUUUUCCCGCAUCACUCGCUGUUUGCUCGGCGAUGAUCGGCAACACCCAUGUUUCGCUUUCUUCCGCUGAAACGUGCGCCGUGACCACUGCUGCCGGUUACUCUUCGUUCGCGUCACACGAACCUCACCUCUCGGAGAAGGAUUACUACUACGUCCUCUGAAAACAGUGUAUACUUCUCUGUUCUGACCGCCGUCUUCCUCGGACGCCCAGGAUUUGUUAUCUUUGUGCGUGCGCGAGUUUCGUUUCCUUCGAGUUCAGCGCGCGCUGAUCUACGGUUGUUUCGACGACAAAGUCGCGUGCGACGUCCAGACCUAGAAAAGCCAUGUCGACGACGGUCAUGGGUCGGCAGACGACAAUCGCCGGUACUACCCCGGCCAGCAAGGUUCUGGUGUGCCGCCAGUGGUGGAAAGUGUGCUGGGUGUACGGCGAUCAGUACAAGCAGUACCGGGAGUUGUACGGCCGGAAGAGGACUACCACCGUGCACGUGCAGCAGGCGAUGAAAGUAUGCCGCAACUGCAAGUGUCCCCGGGAGGACCACCAGGACGGCCCGAUGGCCGCCAACCAGGCCGAGGUGGACCGGCUGCUGCAGAAGGCGUCGUCGCCUGCGUACGCGACGUCGCCGCCCCCGCCGCACCAGCAGUCCCAACCGCACCAUCACCUCCAGCAGGCGUCUCCGGCCGCGGGGCCCAACCCGAACCCCGGGAGCACCGAGGCCGUCCAGCGUCAGUCGCAUUCGGAUGACGACAGCGGCUGCGCGCUAGAGGAGUACACCUGGGUGCCGCCGGGACUCAAGCCCGAACAGGUGCACCUGUACUUCUCUUCGCUGCCGGAGGACAAGGUGCCGUACGUGAACAGCGUGGGCGAGAAGUACCGCAUCCGGCAGCUUCUGCACCAGCUGCCGCCGCACGACUCCGAGGUGCGCUACUGCAACGGCCUCUGCGAGGAAGAACGCCGCGAACUGCGCCUCUUCUCGAGCCAGCGCAAGCGCGAGGCCCUCGGCAGGGGAUCCGUCCGGCAGCUACCCGUCAACGCGGCCAGCCUGCCGCCCAUCGUGUGCCAGAACUGCGAGGAGCCCUUGUCGGCGGGUGACAUGUGCGUGCUGGCGUCACGCGCGGGCCCCGACUGCGGCUGGCACCCGGGCUGCUUCACGUGCUGCACCUGCGGCGAGCUGCUCGUCGACCUCAUCUACUUCCACCGGGAAGGAAAGCUCUACUGCGGUCGACACCACGCUGAGAGCCUGAAGCCGCGCUGCACCGCCUGCGAUGAGAUAAUCUUCGCGGACGAGUGCACGGAGGCGGAGGGCCAGGCGUGGCACAUGCGCCACUUCUGCUGCUUCGAGUGCGACCGCCAGCUGGGCGGCCAGCGGUACAUCAUGCGCGACGGGCGGCCCUACUGCCUGCGCUGCUUCGACGCCAUGUUCGCCGAGUUCUGCGACACGUGCGGCGAGCCCGUGGGCGUCGACCAGGGCCAGAUGUCGCACGAGGGCCAGCACUGGCACGCCACCGAGGCCUGCUUCCGCUGCGCCACCUGCCGGCAGUCGCUGCUCGGCCGGCCGUUCCUGCCCCGCAAGGGGCUCAUCUACUGUUCCCUCCAGUGCAGCAAGGGCGAUUCCAAGUCGUCUUCUCAGAAGGGCACCGGCUCACCGUCUUCGAGCAAGGGCCUUGUACAAACCACCGCGCCGACCACGACCGCUUCGAACUCCCCAAGCCGACACAGCACGAUCCGGCAGAGCCCGCUGCUGUUGCGGAAGCACCCACCGCCACUCGAGCUCGACGAUCCGGUGGAGGAGUGUCCCCCGCCACCUCCUCUCCCGACCUCGGGUCCUCCUCGCGAGGAUGAAGACGACAUCUCCUACGCAGCCGACUCGACGAGCUUCCAGAGGUACUCCGACUCGGCCUCCUCCCAGGGACACUCGGACACCACGGCAACGGUUCGCUCCGACUCGCCGCAUUCCGCGACGCGUUCCGACACGCCAGAGUCUCAGGGCUCUCGCCACAGCUCCCAGCACCAUCAGCCGCAAACGCCGCCCAAGCCACGACCGUGUUCACCAGCGGGAAGCCUGAAAGGAACCAGUGGCCUGCCUACCAUACCGCCGUCGGCGGGUAUCCUGAAGAAGUCGGCAAGCUUGGCUUCCGAGUCUCCUCUAGGACGCAUGAAACACUUCCCAGCGUCGCCAUCUCUGACGCCCACGGCGGCGCGACACCCCGGCUUUUCUUCGCCAAACUCUCCCGGAAACGUGCGAAGGCUGUUGUCUCCAGCGUCGUCGUCCGCGCUUCAAAUAUCGGGCCACCACUCCCCGGGCUCACCGUACAGCCUCGGAGCUCCGGCGACGCCUCCCAAGCCGCUGCUCUCGCCCAACGUGGGCCGAAACCUCGCGGCGUCCUCUCCGCGCGGAGGCAUUUCCGCUUCGUCAUCCAUCUACGGCGCGCGGCAAAAGACCGUGCUCUCCCAGUCGAUGUCGCAAUCUCCCGACAGCCCCAGGCUGAGGCAGCGGUUUCAGGGAACGAGCCCGUCUCUCUCCGGUUCUCACGCGGCGAGCCUUUCCACGAGCCAGUGUGGGCGGUUCCCGCCCGGAAUCCCGCCCAUGUCGCCGAUGCCAUCGCCGACGCAGAUGGUUCGAGGCAUCCUCGGUCAAGGGGACAGCCCGCGUUGCCAUCCGCAGCAGCAUGCUACCCCCGAGCGGCAAGUGGCGUGCCGUCCCCAGGGCAAUGUAGCCGCGACGUCGUCCUCGCCCGGCGACGCCAUGCUCACGCCUACCUGCGGUCGACGCCGCGAACCGCUCAACGUGUCCGACCUCCGGCUCGGGGCCCUGCUGGCCAGUUCCGAGGUGUUCGUGGAAGUGGUCGAGGAGAUCCAGAACGGACCGUUCAGCAAGACUAGCAGCCAUCACCACCGCCUCUCGGGUUCCCACUUCUCCAUGCCGGACCUUUCCGUUGGCCACGCGGCGUACAGCAGCAGCAGUCAGCAUCACGUACUGCAGCAGCAGCAGCAGCAACAGCAGCAGCAGUCUUCCUCCUUCGGCGCGCAGGACGACGAUGGCGACGACGGCGGUGCGUGCUACGCUCCAGACUCCCCAGGCGCCGUGGCGGGCAGCGCGCCGACGUCGCACCCGACGACGCCCAAGGCGCUGUCGGUACACUUUGACCCGAGCCUGGGUCAUGCGGAGAGCGACACCGACGCCGCUUGUAGCAGUGGCCGCCGCGGAAGUUCGCGUUCGUCGCGGCGAUCCCGGCGGCACCGGCGUGACGACUCGAGCUCCAGCGAGGGCGGAUACGAGGACGAGCAAGAGGCGCGUCCACAGUCGUCGAGAAUCACGGUCCACUCGCAGCCCAAGUCGCAGCGGUCGCGGCGGGGCAAGGAUGGCGCCGCCAGGUCCCGCAGCGCGUCCGAGGGAGCGGUGUCGUCCCGGCGGGAGCGACCCCAGUGUAGCCGGAGGGCACCCGCGGAGCUGCCUCUCGAGUACGACGACGCGUGCAGCACGUGCUCCAGCUCGAGUUCGGACGACUUCCCUUACGAACUGCCCCAGCGGCGAGCCUACGGCGGCGUGCGGAUAUCGUACGUAAGCAGUGACGCCCUCGCGGUGGCCAAGCAGCGUACCAGGACUCGCUCUGCCGACAAGAAAAACGCCGCCGACAAGAACUGCAUCAUUUCAUGAGGCACGAGUGCGUGUGUGUGCAUGCGUCCGAGUGUCUUAGCGUGUGUUUGAAUUUCUUGCUUUCGUUCAUUCAAUGACGCGAGUCUAUUUCAUGGUCAGUGCAAAGCCAAGCUUGUUGAGCCAUGUGGUUUUAAAUAAUAUUUCAGAGCUGCAAAAUGAAAGAGCAUGCUACCCACUUUGCUCAUUGAAACAUUCCCAUACUGUAAUUGGAGGUUUUACAAUGGCACAGUGUGCAGUUUAGUGCAUAUUGCUAUAACAUUGCAUGGUCUUGAGAUUAUAAUUAUUUUAUAGAUGCUCUUGUGAUAAGGCUGAAGUGGCACUUUGCCCUCUGCACUCGAUGUCCCAAAAAUUAGUUAGGGCCUCAUGUUAAUUCCGAAGCUUUAAUUCAUGACUAAAUGAAUCAAAGCUUGUAAUUCACUGAUCACAAAGCACCGUGUUAAUACUGAACCUACUGGCUUCAUGGUGGCUUUGUGGUAGCCUCGUGCAUGCAUUUGUCUUCAUUGCAGUAUUAAAGACAUGAACAAUACACCAUGCAAUUAAAGAACAAAGUGCGGGUAUUCAGCCUAUGUCAUGUGUCAGCCUUGGUAUUGUUAUCGUGUUGUGUGUUGUGCAGAUGAAGAUUAUCUGUUUUGCUUUUGUCCCACGUGUCUACAUGUGCAGGGUACUUGUAUUGAAGAUUCCUGCUGACUUAUGCAGCUUCAGAAUGCAUGUGUAUGUUAGGUCAUUGUAAGUAAUCACACUUUUGAACAAAAUGUUGCACUGAUUGUGAAAUAUGCAGACCUGUACAGACGAGUUUUGAAGUGUGGCUGCAUGUUGUCUUCAUGCAUACCGCUGAGGUUAAGAGCAUUACAUUUUACUAUAUAUAUCAAUGGACAACGCAGAGAUUUAUGCAUUUGUAAAAUAGCCCGACGCAACGUAACAGUGUUGCCUUUAAUGGCGAGCUGCAGCCGUGAUCACCAAAUCCCAAUUUUCUGGUGGGACAGCACACAGGCCAAUAACUUGUGCUAACCAGAAGCAGCAGCCAUGUGGAGAUGCAAUGGGCUUUCACCUCGAACUAAACUGAUGCUACAUGGUCCAAGUUAGAGCUUGCUACACGAGUCCUUCUGGAAAUGUUUCAAAAGUGUGAUAUAAAAGGGCCCUGCAAUGCCCAUUUCUAGUAUCCCAGUUUGUGUCAGGACUGUGCACAAGUGCAACACUGAGUAUGAAAGUUACCUGUGGCACGUUUGCUUGACUGAGAAGGCAAAGUACGAUCACAGGUGAACCAGUGAAAAAGGAAUAAAAAGUGCAGCAUGGAUACAACUGGCCAAGUAUCGUGGUUAUCACAUCUGCAACACCAGCCAUGACAGACCAUGCUUGCAAAGAUGAAAGGAGGGGAAAAAGCGGCUUCAUCGGUGUAAGGAAUUGCAGAGCCCAGUUGGGACAGUGAAAACUGCUGUAAGGUUAGACUGCUUUGGCAAGCGCACCUUUGACAUUAACCGCGGCAUUUAUGAUAGGUCUAGAUGAUCAUGGGGAGCAUGUUUGGGCAACAGGACACAUCUCAAGUGCUCGAUAAGCUGUGUCACAGAUACACCUGCACUGCCUUAGGUAACCUUCUCUCUGUGUUGCUGAAUGUGAGGUAUUCACUCAACUUUCAUAGGCUAUGCUAAAUACUUUAAUUGUUACCACAUGCCUUACACGUCUCGGUGCCAGGCUACAAUGUCUGCGAGCCGGACAAUAGAUUUCGCUUUCUAUGAACAGGCCAUGAUAAAUUAGAUAUGGCUUAGUUGAGAUAUUAGAGAGAAGUUUGGCUUUUGUGAAAGUCCAUAGGUUGCCCUUCCGUGGGCCACUACUUGGCUAAGGCGGGUACUGAGAGACUGGCAGCAUCAGGUCCAACAAUACUAGCUGGAAAGGUCAUACUUAUUGCAAAGUGUUCUUGGAGAACUGGGUUGGUAUAAUGUCAUAACUCCUUUCAUUCAAUUCUUUUCUUGUCAUCCUUCACUCACAACCAGCUGAUCCCGGGGUAAUGUGGGUGCUGCUUAGACCAUCGACAAAGCGCAAAAGCAAUAGCAUUGGAAGAGAAUUGUUACAUUAGCCCAACCCUGACUACAGCAGCAAGAGAAUAAAGUAGACAUAGGUACUGAGCGUUAAAUUUAAUUUUUCUACCACAUAACUUGACAGUUUCCAGUUAACUUUCGUAGUAAACCUUGGCUCACCUUCGGCAAGGAAGGUGACGCAUCAGGGUUUUGAGCAUACGGAUAUUAGACCACACCCUACGUGACUGAUGAAGUGUAUUAUGGUGCAUGAUAUCAGUGUAGGAAAGCAUAAGUGGUAGAGUAUAGACGCAGUAACGUGAAAUCGCGCAUUUCUGCCUAAUGGACCACAGUCAUCGACAGUUGGAUGUCUGAAAACUAGACUGAUCGAAGGAAGCCUGCGUUGCCCCCCCCCCCCCCCCCGCCCCCAAAUAAAAAAAAAGAAGACAGUGUUUUUCAGAAGCUUAAUUGCUAUGAGAAUUUUACCAGAAUAUGUACUGCACGAGCAACACUCAAUGCAGUUUCAUGUUCUCUGGGUAAAAAAAUGGAAGAUAGGAAAAUUGCUUGAUCACCUGACGUGUCCUGUAAUAUCGCUUUAUGUGAGUACUGCGUCUAUUGCAACUUUAAAUCCGUACCUGACUCGAGACGUUACCUUUUAGUGUUCAUUUUCUCCCAACGAAUUAACAUUGCUGCUUCACAGGCACUCAGAUAAACCGAUUAUAUACUCAGACCAGAAGCUGUUAUGUAAAGGGUGAAGCCCUUGCAGGACAGGUCAGCAUAACCAGAAACAAAGUCAUUCAUGACUCAGUUCAAGUUAAGUACAGUUUGACUCGCAAUAAUUGAAACUUUUAAGAACUGCAGACUUUCGUUUGAUUUAAGUAAGCUGAAUAAAAUGGGGCUAACAAUUACGUGCUAGUGUGCAAACAGAUGUGCCCACCACAAAACAAUGCACAAGAGUGAGCAACUGGCCAUUUCCGGGUUUCAUCCACCGAAUAUCACAGCUGCAAACAUGCACUCGAGUUAGUGGCAUGUAUUCACAGCAUGCCUGUGACAUACACAGAAGCUUGAAUAUCAAACAUGGGCAUACUUCAACCAUUCACACCACCUGAAUAUCCCUUAAGCAGCACUUUUUGGCUUUACUGCUUCGCUUCGGUAAUCCAGAAACAUAGAAGUAACCAAAAAGUUUAAUUGAAUCAAGAAGUUUCGAAGAAUUCUGACAGCAUCGAGGGCCAACUUGAAAUCUUCAGAAAACUUUUUAUUUUUUAAUUGUUAUUAUUUUAUUUACAAUAUCUGCAGUGCCAUUAAGGCAUUACAGCAGAGGGGGAUAACAAAAUAUACAUGAUUAAACGUGAUAAAGAACAGCAUGAAUAAUCAUAAUAACCAAACAAUACAUGUCAAUGCAAUAGGUAUUGACAUGUAUUGACAGUUAACCGGAAUAUUUAAUGAACCGAACCCAGUUUGAAUUAUUGCGAGUCGAUUGUACACUGCCUACAGUGUUCUACUCCCUUUGUCUGCAAGGCAUGGCUGCAGACGCUGUGCAAUUUUUGUACUUUGCACCCCCUUCUCCUAGAAAAGGGGAAAGUUUUUUUUUUUUUUUCAGAAACAAGGAAAAGUUCUCAAAUCAUUAUGCAGCGAAUCACAUGCUUUCUGUGUCUCGUUAACUGCAAGUUGUGUGCUAACACAUCCGAGAUCAGGGAGCUCGCAUGUACCCAGUUUUAGUAUGGUGCAGGAGGAGUAACGGCCUCCUGCGAAACCACGACAUCAUUGCCAAAGCAAGUGUUUUGUUUUGUAUAGUGUACAUGAAGAGGACCCCUGUGUUGGGGGCCACGGACUCUCCGGCAUUUAGUUAUUUCGUGUCUACAAGCUCCGUGUCCGUGCGCCUCUGCAAGGACAGCAACCAAACUGGACAAGAGCUGUGCGUGUGUGUCAUCACUGAACCGUAGAGAUAUGGUUUUAUACAAAGUAAUAAAUCAAAUCACUUCUUUC
Molecule: messenger RNA, 8504 nt
Organism: Dermacentor silvarum
Lineage: Eukaryota; Metazoa; Arthropoda; Arachnida; Ixodida; Ixodidae
Product: protein prickle-like
Molecular function (GO): zinc ion binding
Source: RefSeq, a predicted model, not a curated record